Molecule: messenger RNA, 1933 nt
Organism: Leptinotarsa decemlineata (Colorado potato beetle)
Lineage: Eukaryota; Metazoa; Arthropoda; Insecta; Coleoptera; Chrysomelidae
Gene: qkr54B
Product: quaking related 54B
Biological process (GO): regulation of alternative mRNA splicing, via spliceosome
Cellular component (GO): nucleus
Molecular function (GO): mRNA binding
Source: RefSeq, a predicted model, not a curated record
GAUUAUUGAUUUCACAUUUCUUUUCAAACUGAAAGCCGGCCAUUUUGUUCAUAGUGCACUCAAAAACAAGACGCGAUGACGGACAAGUAUGAUUCAAAUGGUGAUUAUUAUGGAGAUAAUUUCAAAAGAGACAAGAAUUCUAAAGGAGACACAGAUAUGGCCGGGGAAAGUGAAGAAAGCGCUUUAGCAAGCCAAAAAGCGAGUGAAUACGUUAGGGAAUUACUAGCGGAAAAGCUAGCAUUGGAUCAAGUAAAUUCACCCAAUGCUGCUAGGUUGAUCGAACAGGAGGUUGCAAAGGUUCAGCAAAUAGGAAAGGCUCCUCUGAAGGAAAACAAAUAUGUAGAUAUCUACAGAGAGAAACCGAUAAAGGUGACCGUAAAAGUCCUGGUACCUGUGAGGGAACAUCCUAAGUUCAACUUUGUUGGAAAACUUUUGGGACCGAAAGGAAAUUCGAUGAAACGCCUACAAGAAGAAACCAUGUGCAAAAUGGCUGUUCUUGGAAGAGGCUCCAUGAAAGAUCGGCAGAAAGAGGACGAACUGAGAAAUUCGUUAGACCCAAAAUACAGCCAUUUGACUGACGAUCUUCACGUUGAAAUUUCUGCUCUGGGACCACCAGCUGAGGCUCAUGCGCGUGUUGCUUAUGCUUUAGCUGAAGUAAGGAAGUACCUCAUUCCUGACAACAACGAUAUUAUUAGACAAGAGCAAAUGCGGGAAAUGGAAAUUAUGACUGGAGAUGGUCAUGGAGGCCAUGGUGGACCCCAUGGAGGUCACGGAGGACAUGGUGGCGGCCAUGUUGGAGAGAGACCACGUAGACCACCUCAGGGCAUGAUGAGAUCUGCCAUCCCUCGACCCCCACCUGUGAUGCGGACGGCCACGAGGGCCCCCGUCGUCACGCCGAGGGUCAUGCCAGCCAAAACUAAAAUAAUGUCUAUUCUUGAUCGCGCUCGCGUAGCCAUGGAAGAGAGCUACGGCUACGAGGAGGAGCAGUAUGAGGCGCCAGCAGCAGCACCUUACGACUACUCUCACAACUCGAGGCCAUACUCUUCCAACCAGUACGACGAUUACGAGCCCGACUACUACAGGGGGAACAGUUCGAAUUACGAACCACCAACACCAUCUAGGACUUGGAAGGCCCCUUAUAAAUCCGCAGCACCUCCAUUAGGUCGACAUAUGGAGAGCUCCCGUUAUAGAUCUUCUCCCUAUACACGACCCUCAAAGUAAAUUGGGGAAAAUUUAUAUUGUAUUCAAUCAAGUUGUAUUUUUCCUUCUUUCAUUGGUUUUUUGCGUAGAAAGUCUCUACAGUAAAAGAAAUCUGAAAUGAUUUACUUCAAUUUUUUUUCUAUUAUUAUCAAAAUUGUAUAAAAACACUUUUUAAAGUCAUAAAAUUUAGAAACUAUGACUCCCGUCAAUGACGCAGAGAAACGUACUUCUUAAAUCAUUAACAAUUCACACAAAAAAUUCAAAUCAUUUUAAACGAAAUGAAACUCGAUACCUCCAAAAACACAGUUUUUGAAUAUGUAAAAAGAAUUGGAACAUAUAAUUUGAAUAUUUAGUGGAUUAAUAAAAUAACACAUACAGAUCAGGUGGCAAUAAAACAAGUAAUUUCUUGUUAAAAUGUAAUUUAUUAAAAUCUAAUCUCUGCAAUGAGAGUUUGAAGACUACCAAGAAGUCUUGAAAAACUUGACGUUUUUGAAUAAAAUGACGUAGAGAGUGUUUAUAAACAAUUCAAUGUUGAAAAUUAGAUUGUUAAUUAAUGUAAAAUGAGUUAUUCUAUACAAUAAAUAAGGAUUUAAUGUAAUCUGUAUUUUAAAACAAACCAUCCCUAAUAGAAUAGCUCUAAAUAUAUCUUAAAUGUGUUUUUAAUUUGAAUUACUUGACAAUUUAAAAAUAUGUAACAUGUAGAAGCAUCAAAUAAAGUGUGUGUAAUAGUCGA